AUGGCCGUAGAAUAUUCUGCACCGCAGGCUUACUACAUCGUCAAAGCCAGAUGCUCCAAAAAAUCGAAAAGAAGAAAAGAUGCCAAGAAAAUAAACGAGACAAUAAUCGAAGAAGAUCCAAGCAAUAAGAACCGCCCAUUAUUCGCAUUACAAGUCGACGAGAGAAGUAGAGUUUUUGUUAUGGACAUGGUCCCAAAAGUUGCAGAAUUUCUGGAAGUUGGCACAGUGGAUCUCAUUACCGAAGAAGUGAAGACAUACCUGACAAGACUGCAUGGUGGUCCAGAGAUUGGGAUUAACAUUCGGCUGAAAUACAACAAGAAUCUGGAUUGCCCAGUGCUGGAGUCAAGUUUUGCCAUUUUGGAUCACAACGAACGCAAUGCCAGCUUCACGAGUAUCCUAAUCUAUGCCCUUACAGGAAAUCUUCAAGACAUUCUUCAGGUUCUCCUUCGAGCGGAAAUUCCCAACGUCGAGCUUCAGUUUGUAGACGAUAAAUACAUCGCGGAAGUGAAAGAAUUUCUAUCCAACAGUCCCCAUCUUCGCAAACUCUGCAUCGGUAAUCAUUAUUUGAAGAAGGACCAACACUUGGUCCAUGAUAUUAUGAAGUCUUCCAAGUCGCUAUCCACUCUGCAUUUCAGCAGAAAAAAUAUGAGUUGGAGUCAACGAAAUCAAGUUUGCAACACAAGUCUCAAUGACUAUAUGCGUUACAUCUUCGAAAUCAAGUCGCUGGAAAGGCUUGACUUGAUUCAAAUCACAGGUCUCUUCACAGACCAUGUCGAAAGUUUAGCAGAAGGUUAA
Messenger RNA from Cylindrotheca closterium, 795 nucleotides. NCBI's taxonomy places the organism in Eukaryota, Bacillariophyta, Bacillariophyceae, Bacillariales, Bacillariaceae. The record is from the annotation of a GenBank genome assembly.